AUGAUACAUGGUGGUCCAUAUUCAGCUAGUUUAAAUAAACUUGAUUUUGCAUGGUAUCAAUGGAGUUCAUUGGCAGCUUCAGAAGGUUGGUUAGUAUUAGAACCGAACUAUCGAGGAUCAACAGGUUAUGGUGAUGAAUUUCUUAAUGAAAUUCGUUAUAAACCUGUAUCUCGACCAGGAAAAGAUAUACUUUAUGGAAUCGAUCAAUUGAUUCAAGAUGGAAUUGUUGAUCAAUACAGACUUACUAUUGGUGGGCAUAGUUAUGGUGGUUUUUUAACAAAUUGGUUGAUUACACAAACGAAACGCUUUAAUGCCGCUCUGUCAGGUGCUGGUACUAUAGAUUAUACUUCAAUGUGGGGUAUGACUGAUAUGCCUGUAUUACUACAUUAUUUAUUUGGAGGAUUUCCAUGGGAAGUACCAUAUAUUUAUCAAAAUGAAACACCUAUUUAUCAGUUAGAUAGAGUACGUACACCGACACACAUCGUCACUGGUGAAAAUGAUAUUCGAGUUCCUACAAGUCAGAGUUAUAUAUUUGAACGAAGACUUAAUUAUCUUGGUAUACCAGUUAAAUUAAUUACUUUUCCAAAACAAGGCCACUCCUUGACUAGUAAUCCUUGGCAUGGGAAAAUAAAAGUUCGAGAAGAACUCAAAUGGUUACAAAAGUAUGGUAAUCAAUCACUGAAUUACAUUGAGUUAUCUGAUACUUCUCGCCCUCCACUAUUUACAUAUACGACAAAAAGGUCUUUAUAUUGUUCUGCUGAAUGUCACAAGCGUAUCACUUGUCGAACAUUUGAUUUUGAUGCUGAUUCUUUACAAUGUCGUUUAUGGGAAAUGGAUAACACAACGGGUUCAAUUGUUGCUUCACCAUCAAAACCACGAUCAUCUGUUGGUUCAGUUCAAAUAUCUCCCAAUAAUUAUGUUAACAUUCACAAUCAGUCAUGUAGUCAUUGUGAUCAAAGUCGUUAUGAAAUAUGUAAUGUAAAUACUUCAACUUGUCAAUGUCCACCAUUUACAUAUUGGAAUAAUGGAAUGUGUAUGACACAAUUAUUUCAAGGUCAGUUAUGUUCACAUGCAGAUGCUUGUCGAACGGAUCUUAAUCUUUCAUGUCAACCAAGUUGUGAUUUUACUUAUCGAUGCUCAGUUCUUCCAACCGCAGGUAUUGGUUUGACAGUUGCUGGUUUUUGCAAUGGCAGUACAGAUGCAGGUGCACUUGGUGUAAUGGGUCCUUGGGGUAUCUAUGUUUCACCAUUCGAUGGAAUCCUAUAUGUAACCAAUUUUGAUUUGCCUCGAUUUCAAUCAUUUUUACCAUUCUCACGUAUUGGAUCUACGAUUCUCUCUAACGGACUCGAUUCGCCUGAGGAUAUAUUUGUUGACAGUUCACAUAAUAUAUAUAUGUCUGAAUACUACAUUGGUCAAGGUAUAAUGUACAUUCGACGACCAGGAAUGAAUCUUACAAGCUUUCCACCAAUAGGUCAAUCAGGCUCAUCCUGUUCUCUAACAGGAUUAUAUCAAGUUAUUGGUGUAGUUGUUGAUCAAUUCGGCAAUAUUUACGCAGCACCGGCUCGUUGCUAUAUGAUCGUAAAAUGGGUACCAAAUAGUACGACUGGUAUCCUUGUUGCUGGAAAUCCAGGACAUAUUGGCACAGGUAGUAAUGGAUUAAAUUGGCCUCGAUUUAUGCAUUUAGACGAAGUUCGAGGAGCCUUAUACGUCGCCGACACUGAUAACAAUCGCAUUCAAAAAUUUAUGAUAGGCGGCAACGGAACAGGAAUAACAGUGGCAGGUGGAAAUGGACCGGGAUUGAAUCUUAACCAGUUGAAUGGUGCUUCAGGUGUUUGGGUCACACGCAAUGGUCAAACUCUUUAUAUUGCUGAUACUAACAAUAAUCGUGUUAUGCGAUGGAAUAUUGGAGACACACAAGGAUCGGUGGUAGCCGGCAGUGCAAGUGGUGUUGCGGGUAAAACCAAUACACUUCUUUCGUAUCCAGGUGAUGUGGCACUUGAUCCUACUGAAACAUAUUUAUAUAUUUCCGACUAUAAUAAUAACAGGGUGCAACGAUUCGUUCUUCAAUAA
Molecule: messenger RNA, 2070 nt
Organism: Adineta steineri
Lineage: Eukaryota; Metazoa; Rotifera; Eurotatoria; Adinetida; Adinetidae
Source: the annotation of a GenBank genome assembly